This is a messenger RNA of Candoia aspera, 4763 nucleotides long. It is a transcript of the gene IRAG2, whose product is annotated as inositol 1,4,5-triphosphate receptor associated 2. The coding region runs from base 1 to 4281 and encodes 1426 amino acids. The record is from RefSeq and is a predicted model, not a curated record. Lineage: Eukaryota; Metazoa; Chordata; Lepidosauria; Squamata; Candoiidae. The transcript has 39 exons. Gene Ontology annotation, cellular component: endoplasmic reticulum membrane.
AUGUCUUCCAAAGAUAGCUGUGGGAAACGCCAUCAUCCAGUGGACAGCCUUUGCCGGAAGCUCCAAGCUAUCAGUAUGAUGGACCAAGCUUCAAAUCCUGCCUUGCAGAUUCCAAAAUUCCAAUCCAAGAACUUUGACAGUCCACAGAGUAACACAAAGAAGAACCUGGAGGAAAUCUUGAAGAAAAGGACAUUGAAAAGCAGUGAGAGCAACAGUGCCCUGUGCGCCAACCUCUCUUUGCUAAGUCCUUCCAGUGACAAUCUGUUCUCUCCGGGCCCUGUGAUAACGCAGACACCGCGUCAUCGACGCAUUUCCGAUAUUCGCUCCGAGUCCUUUUCUCUGGGUGGGAAUAAAGAGAAGCUCAGUAAACCAUGGGUCUUGGUGAACCAGAAAGGGGACAGUUAUCUCAUUAAACACGGGGAGUCAGCCUCUGAUUAUCUUUGCGGCAACUCCGAUACUGAGCCAAAGGUCCCGUCGCCUCUGGAAUGCAACUAUUUCACAUCAAGUCCUGAUUUAUCCACCCGGAGACCCAAAACUGUACAGCCCACUUUUUGUUCUCCUCCAGCCAAAAGGUUCUCCUUAGGUAAGGGGAAAAGAUGGAGGCUGGCAAGGGACAGCAGAGAUGAUGAAGGCUCUGACAUAAGUCUGAUUUGUGAGGAAGACCUAUUGACUACUAUGUUUUCUGCAUGUGAUGUGGAAAGAAGAGGCAAAGUUGCUGUUUCUAAAUUAGUUGACUUCCUGAGGUAUACAACAAGUCGGAGUUCAGAAGACAGUGGUCUUGAAGAGUUAUGCAACAUGCUUGAUCCUGAUCAUAGGGAUAUCUCUAUGGAUUUGGAGACCUACCAUGCCAUCAUGAAAGAAUGGAUUGAAGAUUGCAAAAGAAACUGUGCUGAGAUGGUGAAUGAGCCAUCUCGCUCUGCAAAAAGGAUGAAUGUAACCUCUGGAAGCCUUGAAGCACUUGGUGGUGAUGUGUCAAGAGGAGACUUAGAAACAUCUGACUUGAUCACUUGUGUAGCGGAUCUUCAGUUCAACAACCAAAAACUUCAAGAGGAAAAUGCCCAGUUGAAGCUGGCACUGGAUGCCAUGGAGGAGACCAAUAAUAGACUGAUAGAAGACAGUGGAGAACUGCGGAAUCAGAUAAAAAGUUUCCAGCAGUCUGCAAGUCAAGUGAAAACACUAAAAGAGGAAUUGGAAGACGUGAGGAACACUCUCAGUACUUCUGAAGAAAAGAGGCAGAUGAUGUCAGCCCAGAGUAAACAGCUCGAAAAAGAGAAUCAAUCUCUCAUUCUUAAGAUCUCUUCUCUGCAAGAGGAGAAUAUUAGAAAUGCCCUUGAUUCAGAUGGUCUCCAGAAGAAGAUGGAGGAGCUGUCCCAGAAUAUUAGUGAACUCCAAAUACAAGCACACCUUUAUGAAAACAUGGUGGGAAGUAAAGACACAGCCCUCCUUAAGAAGGAGCUGGAUUUACAAGAACUAAAGUCUACCCUUAAGGAGUACAUCUCAGUGAUAGAGACUCUGCGAAUGGAGAAAAGUAAAUUGUUGAACAACGCUCAGCAGAUGCAGCAAGAGCUGAUCUCGAAUGGUAUCAACUUCCCCUUAAUCUACAAGUUCAACAGCAGCUUCCUUGAAGCAACCAAUUCAUUGCACUGUGAACUGGAACUUGCCCAGGAACCAUCAGAGAUCCCUGGAAUUGAAUGGACAGCGCUUGACAAAUCACUGGACAGGGAAGUUCUGCUGCUUCUGGAAGGGCCAGAGCGCGUUGGAGAAAAGUUCAGGGCCACCAUUCUAAACCUGCAAGAAGAACUUUCUCAAAUCGAGGAUUUAGCAGGGCUGCCUCUGCUGAACGCAGCAGGCUCUGAAUUGGAUCUGCAAGAAGCUUUCCAGAAGAGCUUGGUGGGCCUCAAGAGAACUCUGGAGAACAAAAGAACCCAAUGGCUUCAGAAGCUAAAUCUUUUGGAAGCUCAGAAGGAAUCCUUGGAUAAGGAGCUUAUUAAAAUGGCAGGAAAUAUGCGGAGGAUGAGGACAGAACAGCUCCACUUAAAGAAAACGCUUUUAUCCAGACAACGCGAGAUCCAGUCAACCAAACAGCUCAAGGAAGACGCUUUGGCAGAAGCAGAUGUCUUGAGACUGAUGUUGCAAGAGCUAACGGAACAAUUAGAGGAGGCUGGGAAGAGGGUCAAGGAUCGAGAGAGUGACUUUCACGCUGCCUGCGAGGAAGCCAGAUCUUUACGAAAGAAACUAGAAGAAAGUGUGGCCGAGCAAGGAAGCCUCCGGAGUAGAAACGUAGAUUUAACAGGGACUUGCCAGCUGCUGGAACUGAAAGCCAAGGAAGAAAGUGCUGCUCUGGAGUCACUCAGGGAGAAGUGUUUAAAAAGGCUGUUGUGUGGUGUACUUUGUCAGGUAGGCAGUUCCUUCAGUAACAUGCAUCUUUCCCUGGGAUUGCACUGCAACUGGGGAGGACAGCCGUGGAAUCCUGGGAGACGAUGCAGCUGCUUUAAAGAGUUGCUGAUAGAUGCUAUGGAACCUGCCAACUUGCUGUUAAAACAGAGCUGUGUGUUUGACGAUGAGAGUCCUUUGUCCUGCUCAAAGGUUAAUGAAGAGAUAAGAACAGGAGAGAAGGAAACCUGCUGCUAUCAAAGGCUUGGAACCCAGCUGUGCUGGCCUUGGAGGGUGUGCCGGUCCACACAAGACACCUUACUGCUAGAAGCAUUGUCACUUGAUUCUCUGCAACUGAUUCGAAGAAGCUCUCUGCCCAGGGCUGUUGGAAGUUCUCAAAUAUUGUUUAUAUUCGGGAAACAACACUUAAGAAAUGGAACCUCCUCGGGUGUGACUUUGGAUGAAUACAACAGGUGUAAUCACCAUUCGGUUGGUAACCAGACGGAUGCAGACCUGACCUUGGGAAUAAGGAUGGAUGGUGACCCUCUGAAGGAGAGUGAUGCCGGACCGUUAGCAGAUACCUUAUUCAGUGAACUAACUUCAUCCCAAGAAACUUCUUCCUUUGCUACAGAGGGCACCAAAGAAUCACAAGAUACAGACUCUACACUACUGGAACCGGAGGGGAAAACACACCUCUCUACUUCAGUGUCGCAGGAAGCGACUGUUGCUGCAAAAGAGGAAGCCUCAGCAGGUCCCUCCAGCAGCAGGGCUGGUGACUCAUCUUCAUGUCAGAAUCUGUCAAGCAGUGUUGUGUGCCAAAAGGACCAGGAUAAUGGCUCUCCCAGUGAGAAAGAAGUGGAGGCAGAGUUUCUUCGACUGUCUCUUGGAUUCAAAUGUGACCUCUUUACUUUAGAGAAGAGAGUCAGGCUUGAAGAACGAUCUCGGGACCUCGCGGAAGGGAACCUGAGGAAAGAAAUUGCUGGUGCCUUUAAACUACUUAAUUCUUUAGCCUCUCUGAGUGAAGAUAACCAGGUGCAGGAGAUAGUUAAGAAGUUGCAGAAGAGUUUGGAUCUGCUGAAUCAGCAUGCCACCAGAAUUGCGAGCAAAGCAGAAAUGCUGGGAGCCGUUCAUCAAGAAAGCCGGGUCAGUAAGGCGGUAGAAGUGAUGAUUCAGCAUGUGGAAAACUUAAAACGUACAUAUGCAAGAGAGCACGCCGAACUGGAAGAGCUGAAGGAGGUAUUACUCCAGAAUGAAAAGUCCUUCAGCUCUCUGGGGGACCGAGAUGACUCAUCGAUUAAAAAACUCUCUGGUUCUCUCAAGCCUUCAUCACUACGCAGAGUUAGCACUGCAACUUUGCCUAGGAACAGUAAUGGAAAUGCAGUCACUUUUUUGCAACUGGCUCAGUUGAACGAAACCGACGGAAACAACAGGAAUGAUAAAUUCAACAGACGCUCGAGUUGGAGUCUAAAAGGAACCAAGCAAGGAGAAAAACGGCCAUCGCUACAGCGGUUCAUUAGCUCAGCUUCCUGGACAGAGUCGGAGGAAGAGCAACCUGAAUUAGAGAUGACUCUUCUGCAAAUGGAAGCUCCAGAGGUCCAGGGAAGCAAAGCACGAAAGCUGAGUGAAAAGGAAAGCAAUGCAUCUAAAUGGGGGCUGCGCUCACUGUGUACGAGAGUAUUUUCUUGGGCCUUCUCUCUCAGGACUUCCUUCUGCAGGACUAGCAAAGCCCUCUGUAUCUCUGCUGUUGCAGCUGUGUUCUUUGCUAUCCUUGUAACUUUUUUCAUGGGCUUUUCCUUCCAACAACCCGUGGAAGCAGCUUCUGAUGGUAGUGGGAAUGCGUGGACCUCAGUACAGAAGCUCUUGUGGCCAUACACUCGUCUUGUCCACCAGCGGCCACCGCCUGUGUAGCUCACCAGCACUCAGAAUGGAUUUUCCUACUGCCCGCUCAGCACGUCGCCUUAAAUUGAACACUCUGGCGCGCAGAUCAAGCAUUUUAGCUUCAUCACACUUCAAGUUUCUGAACGUAGAAAAAAAUGCAACUUUAAUGCGACAUCUAAUAUUUCUGUUAAUAAUUUGGGGCCACGCAGUUCAGAAACAAAAUGCAAUUCAUUCUUUUCUGGCCGAGCAAGUAGAUCUUCCAAGCGACCCCAACUGCUUUUUUUUUUCUUCUGUAAGUCUUUCCCACUCCUCCCUCCUCUCCCCCCCCAAAUUCUUACCAAAGAGCUUAUAGAAAGGAAAUAUAUUUUAAGAAACUUCACAUAGCCUAUCCAUAAACGGCUUAUGAGUAUUUAUUUUUCUUUUUAAAAAAAUGAUGUCUGGAAUGUGGUCUCUUCCACCUAUUAUUUUUAUUGACGGGAGUGUCUUCGAACUCAAUAAAGUUCUUAAGCAGC